AUGACGCAGUCCCCUAUGAUAUCGUCGCCUCUCAAGGCCACAAACGAGAUCGACUGGGUCACCCCGCUGAAGGACUACAUCAGGAACACAUAUGGUGAUGACCCUGAGCGCUAUGCCGAGGAGUGCGCCACCCUCAAUCGCCUGCGACAGGACGUGAGGGGCGCCGGCAAGGACAGCACCUCGGGGCGUGACAUGCUCUACAGAUAUUACGGCCAGCUUGAGCUGCUCGAUUUGCGCUUCCCCGUCGACGAGCAACAUAUCAAGAUCUCAUUCACAUGGUUCGAUGCCUUCACCCACAAGUCGACAGCGCAGUACUCCCUCGCCUUCGAAAAAGCCUCCAUAAUCUUUAAUAUCUCCGCCGUCCUGUCAUGCCAUGCCGCCCACCAGACGAGAUCCGAGGAGUCAGGCCUCAAGGCCGCAUACCACUCGUUCCAGGCCUCUGCUGGCAUGUUCACUUACAUAAACGAGAACUUCCUGCAUGCGCCCUCGUCCGAUCUUAGCCGCGAGACCGUCAAGACACUCAUAUCCAUCAUGCUGGCCCAGGCUCAAGAGGUGUUUCUGGAGAAACAAGUGGCGGACAAGAAGAAAGUGGCGUUGUUGGCCAAGCUUGCCAGCCAAGCCGCGUACUUGUACGGGCAGGCGGUAGAGGGCGUCCAAGAUAACUUCAACAGGGCGAUAUUCGAGAAGGUCUGGCUUCUCAUGGUUCAGGUAAAAUCCAACCUCAUGAGCUCCAUGUCGCAGUACUACCAGGCACUCGCCGACGACGAAGCAGGCCAGCACGGAACUGCCGUUGCCAGGUUGCAGGUCGCCGAGACACACGGCAAGGAGGCCAACCGCAUUGCCACCAACUUCCCCAACUCAGUUCCACCCAAUUCCAACCUUGGUGCCGAAACGGGCGGCAUACUAGUCGAGCUCACGAAACGGCAUUUGUCGACCGUGCAGGACAAGCUCAAAGAGCUUAGUAAGGAAAACGACUUCAUCUACCACCAAAGUGUACCCGCGGAGGCGAGUCUCACGCCGGUCGCCAAGCUGCCAGCAUCGAAACCAAUUCCCGUCAACGAGCUUUAUGCCGGUCAGGAUAUUCAGCGCAUCACGGGGCCGGACCUGUUCUCCAAGAUUGUGCCAUUGGCGGUGACGGAAUCAGCUAGUCUCUACGAUGAGGAAAAGGCCAAGCUGAUCAGAGCAGAGACGGAGAGAGUUGAUAUCGCCAACAGUGAGAUGGCCGCCAGCCUGGAUUAUUUAAGGUUACCGGGUGCUCUUCAAGUUCUGAAGGGUGGUUUCGACCAAGAUAUCUUGCCAGAUGACGAGUUCAGGACAUGGUGCGAAGACGUUGCAGGGCAUGAGGAUCCGGCAUCCAUCUUUGAUACUCUUCGAGCUGAGAAGGAGUACAUUCUGAGUACGUUGGAUAAGAACUCGAAACAGCUGGACAUGGAGGAAAGCGUGUGUGAGAAGAUGCGGUCGAAGUACGAAAAUGAGUGGACGCAACAACCGAGUUCAAGGUUAACUACAACUCUUCGAAGCGACAUCAGAAAUUACCGAGAAGCUUUGGAGGAGGCUGCACGCAGCGACAACCAGUUGGCAGCCAAGCUGAGACAGAACGAGGCCGAGUUCGAGGAGAUGAGAGCAGCAGCACAACAUGGGAGUAUAGACGCCCUAUUCCAGCGUGCAGUCAGCAAGGUACGCGGUAAGACGAGCAACGCUGCCAGUCCGUCGGGCAACGAGCCCAACCUCCUGGACAUGGAUUUUGACGAGGGUGGCCCGAGUGUUGUUGAUCAGAUCCACAAAGUGGAAGAGAUCAUGAAGAAGCUGAACCUGAUCAAGAGGGAACGCAAUCAAGUGCUGAAGGACCUCAAGGAGAAGGUCCAUAACGACGACAUCUCGGAGAUUCUCAUCCUCAACAAGAAGUCAAUCUCAAACUACGAGUCCCAGCUUUUCCAGUCAGAGUUGGAAAAGUUCCGGCCGUAUCAGAACAGGCUCCUCCAAGCAAAUCACAAGCAGUCCGCACUGAUGAAGGAGCUUACCACCAGCUUCAACACACUUUUGCAGGAUAAAAGAGUCAGAUCGGAGCAGAGCAAGUAUGAGGCGGUGCAAAGGCAACGCACAGCAGUCAUGAACAAGUACAAGCGGGCAUACCAGGAGUUCCUUGACUUGGAGGCUGGUCUUCAGGGUGCCAAGACGUGGUAUGCCGAGAUGAAGGAGACGGUGCAGAGUCUUGAGAAGAACGUUGAGAGCUUUGUCAACAACAGGCGUUCGGAGGGAGCUCAGCUACUGAACACUAUCGAGCAAGAGCGAUCCACCCGCAAAGACUCCCAUGCCGAGCUGGAGCGCGAACGUCUUAGGGGUCUGAUGGAACGUAUGUCCAUGGAGCCGUCCGCAACGUCACCCAAGCCUCCCUCGAACCGUCCGACGCCAUCGCCGCUCAAUUUUGCCAACACGACGCAGCGGUACCCCCAGACCAACUUUCAGGGGCAAUACCAAGUUCCUCAAUCCCCUCCGGCGACUCAACAGCCUUACCCAAGCUUUGCCGCGCCUCCGACCACGCAAUCCUACACGCCUCAACCGGCUAACACGUACGGUCAGCCGGCGUACAACCCCAGCCAAUACGGACGCACACCGGGCCCGACUUCGCCGCCGCCGCAUCAGUCUACCUUUGGGCCAACCGUACUACGGGGCCCAGCCUCUCCUCCCCCAACGCAGACCUCGUUCAACCAGGGCCAACCGUACGGCAGCUUCCCAGCACAACAGCAACAGAUGCCUCCCGGUUUCGUGCCUCCGCCGCCACCACCAGGACCGCCGCCUCUGGGCCCUCAGCAGACAUUCUACGGCCAGCAGGACUACCAACAACAGCAACAGCAACAGCAGCAGCAGCAAAACUACCCACAGCAAAACCCGCACAGUGCCUACCCAUCAAGCGCACACCCCCGUUCUGCGCAGCCGCAACAGAACAGCGAUCCUUGGGCUGGCUUGAACAACUGGAAAUAA
Colletotrichum truncatum is the source of this 2982-nucleotide messenger RNA. Its product is annotated as Vacuolar protein-sorting protein BRO1. Gene Ontology annotation, molecular function: protein binding. Gene Ontology annotation, biological process: protein transport to vacuole involved in ubiquitin-dependent protein catabolic process via the multivesicular body sorting pathway. Gene Ontology annotation, cellular component: endosome. The record is from RefSeq and is a predicted model, not a curated record. NCBI's taxonomy places the organism in Eukaryota, Fungi, Ascomycota, Sordariomycetes, Glomerellales, Glomerellaceae.